AUGGCUUUCUCAUACUACGAAUACCUGCCAUCGAAAGCAGCUGCUAUCAUAGCCUGCCUCAUCUUCAUCGUCAUCACCAUUCUGCACACCUGGCAACUCUUCCGCACACGAACCUGGUUCUUCAUCCCCUUCGUAAUCGGCGGUCUCUUCGAAGUCAUCGGCUAUGCCGCCCGAGCCAAAUCCGCAGAUCAACACCCAGACUACACUUUGAUGCCAUAUAUCCUACAAUCCCUCUUCUUACUUCUCGCACCCACCCUCUUCGCCGCAAGCAUAUACAUGGAACUCGGCCGCAUCCUCGACCUCACAGAAGGCUCCUCCCGCUCCAUAAUCGGACGCAAAAAGCUCACAAAGAUUUUCGUACUAGGAGAUGUCCUAUCCUUUCUCGCACAAAGUGGUGGUGGUGGAAUGCUAGCUCAAGGCAACAGUUCUGGAAACAAAGUCAUCAUCGGUGGUCUGGUACUGCAACUGCUGUUUUUCGGUUUCUUCAUGGUCAGCGCUGUGGUGUUUCAUAAACGCAUGAGUGCGGAUCCGACCACGAAGGUUAUGGCUAUGCCGUUGCCUUGGAAGAAACAUCUUACGGCGUUGUAUGUGGGUAGUGGGUUGAUUCUGGUGCGCUCGCUUUAUCGCUUGAUUGAGUAUAUUCAGGGAGGCAGCAGUGGGUAUAUUGUUGAGCAUGAGUGGACGUUGUAUGUGUUUGAUGCGGUGCUGAUGUUGGGAACAAUGGUUGUGUUCUUCUGGAUCCAUCCGUCAGAGAUCAGGGCGUUGUUGAGGGGUGGAGAUGCGAUGCAGGGGUGGAUGCCGUUGAGAGUGCUUGCGCCAUUGCAAUCGGGGGUGUGA
Molecule: messenger RNA, 837 nt
Organism: Aureobasidium pullulans EXF-150
Lineage: Eukaryota; Fungi; Ascomycota; Dothideomycetes; Dothideales; Saccotheciaceae
Product: RTA1 like protein
Exons: 2
Coding region: 1-837 (278 amino acids)
Cellular component (GO): membrane
Source: RefSeq, a predicted model, not a curated record